Molecule: messenger RNA, 2211 nt
Organism: Hyla sarda
Lineage: Eukaryota; Metazoa; Chordata; Amphibia; Anura; Hylidae
Gene: CAPN9
Product: calpain 9
Exons: 20
Biological process (GO): proteolysis
Cellular component (GO): cytoplasm
Molecular function (GO): calcium ion binding; calcium-dependent cysteine-type endopeptidase activity
Source: RefSeq, a predicted model, not a curated record
CCUCCCGGUGAAGAUGGCAGCCCGGAACCACUAUCCCACCGGACGAUCUCCCCACCAGACAGUCCUGCAGCACCGGACCAGCGCACCCCAACGUCCCGACGAGCGGAGGAAAUUGUCAAAGACCCUGAGUUUAUUUUAGGUGAUGCAUCAAGAACAGAUGUCUGUCAAGGAGACCUUGGUGACUGCUGGCUUUUGGCUGCCAUUGCUUCUCUAACUCUCAAUGAAAAGGUACUGCAUAGGGUGGUUCCACCUGAUCAAUCUUUUGGCACUGGGUACGCUGGUAUAUUUCAUUUUCAGUUUUGGCAACAUAAUGAGUGGGUUGAUGUUGUGGUUGAUGAUAGACUGCCUACCUUCAGAAAUCGUCUUGUAUUUCUUCACUCAGCUGACCUCAACGAGUUUUGGAGUGCAUUACUGGAAAAGGCUUAUGCCAAGCUCAAUGGCAGUUAUGAAGCAUUAAAAGGUGGCAGUACCAUAGAGGCCAUGGAAGAUUUCACUGGGGGAGUUUCUGAAGUUUAUGAAAACAAAAACAUACCCAAAAAUUAUUUUGAAAUAAUGGAUAAAGCUCUAAAAAGAGGAUCAAUGUUAGGCUGUUCUAUUGAUAUAACAAAUUCUGCCGAAACAGAAGCUAAAACCCCCCAAGGACUUGUAAAAGGUCAUGCAUACUCGGUAACGGGGCUGAAUACGGUGAAAUACAGAGGACAAACUGUACAGCUCAUCAGGGUAAGGAACCCCUGGGGGCAGAUUGAAUGGAAUGGACCAUGGAGUGACAACUCUUCUGAAUGGAAUUCCGUUGACCCAGCAGAAAGAAAACGGCUUUGUCAAACAUCUCUGGAUGAUGGUGAAUUCUGGAUGACAUUUGAGGACUUCAAGAAAUACUUUGAUAAAGUUGAAAUUUGUAACCUAACACCCGAUGCUUUAGAUGAUGACACAGAACACAAGUGGGAAGUGACAGUUCAUCAAGGAAGCUGGGUCAGGGGCUCUACUGCUGGUGGAUGCCGAAAUUUUCUAGACACUUUCUGGACAAAUCCUCAGAUAAAAUUAAGCCUUAAAGAGAAGGAUGAUGGCCGAAAUGAGUGCACUUUUAUUGCUGCUUUGAUGCAGAAAAAUAGACGCAAGUUGAAGAAAAUUGGAGCUGAUCUUUUGACAAUAGGAUAUUCAAUUUACCAGUGUCCAGGAAACGACUCUCAAAUUACAAAAGAUUUCUUCAAAUUCAACACAUCAAAAGCAAGAAGCAAAACUUACAUUAAUUUAAGAGAAGUGUCACAGAGAUUUAAGCUUCCCCCUGGGGAUUACAUGAUCAUACCUUCAGCAUUUGAACCUCACCAAGAAGCUGACUUUUGUCUAAGAGUAUUUUCAGAAAAGAAAGCAGACAUCAAAGAGAUUGAUGGCGAGAUAAUUGUGGAUAUUCCCGAUCCACCAGAACCACGUCCUCCACACAAAGAGACAGAAGAAGAAAAACAAUUCCGCAGCUUGUUUGAGCAAAUUGCUGGAGAAGACAUGGAAGUAAAUCCUCAAGAAUUGCAGUAUGUUUUGAAUGCAGUUCUGAAAAGAACAAAGAAUAUUAAAGUUAAGGAACUGAGCAUUCUUUCAUGCCAGAACAUUGUUUCCCUUAUGGAUACCAGUGGUAAUAGAAAGCUUGGAUUUGAAGAGUUCAAAAUCUUCUGGGACAAACUAAAGAGUUGGAUUGGUAUAUUCGUUCAGUUUGACCUUGAUAAAACAGGAACUAUGUCUUCAUAUGAACUUCGCCUUGCUUUGAAGGCUGCAGGGAUUCAACUUAACAACAUCAUCCUGCAAUUGGUUGUCUUGAGAUAUGCUGAUGACCACUAUGAAAUAGAAUUUGAUGAUUUUUUGAACUGUAUAAUCCGCCUGGAAAAUUCUUUCAAAAUAUUUAAAACACUGGAUGAAGACAAAGGCAACACAAUCAGUGUAAACCAAGCUGAGUUCAUCUCUCUCGCAAUGAACAUCUAAAGAAAAAAUCGGGAUCAGCACUGCAGCUUUUUGGAAUAAUAAUCCAUGUAUGUUGUCAUGUAAUUGUAUUUGUCUGAAACUGUAUUGAUUCUACUAGUUUUAUGGUUUUUGGGAUACUGAUAAUUUUCUUUCCAUGUCACAAUAAAAAGUAAAAAUCAAAGCACAAGAAUUUAUACUUUAACUAAAAAAUUAGAUUUAAAAAUCUUUAAUUUACUGAAUAAAAGUAUCUGCAAUGUUAAUGCU